UCCGAUUCUAGACGGUGAAUAUUCGAAAAAUUGCAAUGAAGAUCGUAUUAAAAGUGCUUCUUAUCUAUUUACUACUUCAAAUCGGAAACACUCAGACAUGCCUGGAGUCGAAACAAUUGGAGGAAACUUGCGGCAGUUAUUGUUUUAAAGUUGUAAAACAGCUUCUAGGGCACACAAACUCAUUGCAGAAGCAAGUCAAUGGCCAAGAGUCCGAACUAAAAAAGGAAACACUUGAGAGAUUUGCAAAUAUGGAGCAACAGUUGAGGUCAUUAAAGGAGGAUAUAGAAAAGCCUAAGCAGAAUUUAAAUGAAGAAACGAUAAAAGAGUUUCAGAAGCUUUAUGAGAAAAUUGGAUCGAAAUACUAUUAUAUUGAAAGACAACACAAGAUCAAUUGGUUUGCCGCUGUUCACAAAUGCCAUGAGCAUGGCAGUCACUUGGCCAGUAUACAGAAUCAGCAAGAAUUUAACGCAUUGGGACCGAAACUAAAGGGAGACCAUUAUUGGAUAGAUAUCAAUGAUCUGGGCCAUAAAGGAGUAUAUCGCUCGCAUACAACUGGUCAAGCAACUCCCUAUUUUAAUUGGUAUAAUGGAGAACCGAAUAAUAACGGAGACGAACGCUGUGUUGCUUUGGAGGAAAGAGGCCAACCAACAGUACAAAUGAAUGAUCAGGAUUGUACAGCGUUGAAUUUAUUUGUCUGCGAAUUGUUUGAAAAGUAA
Drosophila nasuta is the source of this 716-nucleotide messenger RNA. RefSeq names its product C-type lectin 37Db-like. NCBI's taxonomy places the organism in Eukaryota, Metazoa, Arthropoda, Insecta, Diptera, Drosophilidae. The record is from RefSeq and is a predicted model, not a curated record. The transcript is spliced from 2 exons. The coding region runs from base 36 to 716 and encodes 226 amino acids.